Messenger RNA from Phaeoacremonium minimum UCRPA7, 528 nucleotides. RefSeq lists its product as hypothetical. The transcript is spliced from 2 exons. The record is from RefSeq and is a predicted model, not a curated record. The coding region runs from base 1 to 528 and encodes 175 amino acids. NCBI's taxonomy places the organism in Eukaryota, Fungi, Ascomycota, Sordariomycetes, Togniniales, Togniniaceae.
AUGUGUGUCAUUGUGGUUCACGAGCACAAGUACCGCGGCGCAAAGAAGGUCCUAUACCUGGAGCCGCCCACCAACGGCAGCGUCACCGUCAAGAAGAAGAUCACCCGCAUCAUCCCGCCCUCCCCACCACCGCCGCCCCCCAUCAUCGUCAAGCCGCCCCCUCCGCCCCCGAUGAUGCCCCUCCCGCCUCCGCCGCCCAUGUCGGAGCCGGAGCAGAUCGACGUCAUCGCCGUCGACGUCGCCAAGUCCGAGAAGAGCACCCGCAGCAGCAAGUCCAGCCGCACCAGCCACAGCCGCAGCCGCAGCCACGUCGACAGCCGCGAGCGCGAGGUCUACAUUGAGCGCGAGCGCAUCGUCCCCGUCCCCGUGCGCGUCCAGCCCGAGUUCGAGACGUUCAGAUACGUUGACGCCCCCCGGCGGUGGAGCCCGCCCAGCCCCCCGCGGCGCGAGGUCAGCCAGGAGCGCGAGCGCAUCAUCGUCGAGGACCAUCGCCGCACGAGGGAGUACUACGGCGGCAGUGGUCGCUGA